Toxoplasma gondii ME49 is the source of this 619-nucleotide messenger RNA. RefSeq lists its product as hypothetical. NCBI's taxonomy places the organism in Eukaryota, Apicomplexa, Conoidasida, Eucoccidiorida, Sarcocystidae. Bases 92 to 619 code for a protein of 175 amino acids. The transcript is spliced from 4 exons. The record is from RefSeq and is a predicted model, not a curated record.
ACACUCUGUCGGUUUGCGACGUUUCUAGUCUAGGAAUAUAAAUACUUCCAGCUGCAACCGGCACGAUCGACAACAGUUUUGUUCUAGCAGGAUGAACGGGCCACUGCGUACCGUCUUCAGCUGUCUUGUCGUUACUAGUAUCAUCGGCACUAGUGCACAAGGCCCCGAGCAGGUGGACUUGACAAUAACGGCAAGAGAUGGCGACACUGGAGAACUCAGCGGCACAUCCUCUCUCUUCGAUGAUUUAACUGAUGUCCGACACCUGCGCGCCAUGACUCACUUUGGGGACAGCUCUAAUGGCAUACCUGACAUGUAUCUCAAUUACAUGGAUACCGAACCGUUGAGGCAGUUCUUCGAGGGGGUCGUGUCUCCAUCAGUGAAAGUUUCUGCGGGCGAACGUUUCGAGAACGCCAUAAGGCUGGUGACAUGGGAGAAUAUGUCAGUAGUGGCAAUUCUCUGGUUCUCUGUCAUCGGCGUGCUGGUCUCCUUCGGCCUCGUACUACAGUUUACCCUUCUGGGAAUAAAAAUGUGUUCUCAAAAGUGUUCCAAGAAAUCAGCACUUCCUUUGGUAUCUCGAAAAGUUCCCUCAACAACACCUGCAGCUACAAAAAAGGCAUAA